This is a messenger RNA of Cyclospora cayetanensis, 738 nucleotides long. RefSeq lists its product as uncharacterized. Lineage: Eukaryota; Apicomplexa; Conoidasida; Eucoccidiorida; Eimeriidae. The record is from RefSeq and is a predicted model, not a curated record. The transcript has 2 exons. The coding region runs from base 1 to 738 and encodes 245 amino acids.
AUGGAAGCCAGUAUCAAAAGCAGCAGCAGCAGUAGUAGUGCUGGUGCCAGUUGCAGUAGUCAAUGCGUUGUAUUGCUGGCUAUUGCACGCAUUCAAGACAAAGCCAUUCUUGGUUACUUUUCUGCAAGGAUACCCACAAAGCAACAGAAUACAUACGCCUCAUAUUUUGAAAAAGGAAUCGACAGAGUCAAGCCCGUGGGCUCUGCCCGCUCCCAGCUCGACUUUUCAGACGCCCUGCUCUUUCUACAGGUUGACGGGUCUGCUGCGGUGGUGUUUGGAGCUGUUGUAACCGACAAGACAUAUUCUAGUCGCAUAGCAUACCAGAUGUUGGCGGAAUUCCAAAGUUCCCUCUUGAUGGUUGUCAGCCAGGAGAAGAUUGUGAGCGCUGCACCCAAGUCUCUGGAGCGUUUGUUUAAGCGCCAAGCGCGGGAAAUCAUCUCAAAAUACGAAGACGUCGCUUCCUUAGACCCCACCACUCAGGUUAUAAAGAAGGUGGAGAGUGUGAAGGUAGUGGUUGAUCAAAGCAUUAAAAAGGUGCUGCAGAAUCAAGGCAACCUAGAGGACCUGGUUAGCCGCACACACAAUCUAGCUAGCUCCGCAAAGCAAUUCAACAAGGACGCCACCGCGGUGAAGGACGCUACGUGGAGACAGAAGAUGGGUCUCACCCUCGUCUUGGGAUUCCUUCUUGCCGGAAUACUAGCCUACAUAAUUUAUGCCCUUGUGGAUAUGAUGAUGUAG